This is a messenger RNA of Miscanthus lutarioriparius, 567 nucleotides long. The record is from the annotation of a GenBank genome assembly. Lineage: Eukaryota; Viridiplantae; Streptophyta; Magnoliopsida; Poales; Poaceae.
AUGCAGUGGCAGGACCAAGUGUGCCGCCAGAUGGUUUACAAUUACAACAGCUCCCGCCACCUACGGCAGGACGACGACGACCUCGUCGGCCACCUUGCGGACUCCGACAACCACGACCUCGACGACGACGACGAUGGCGAUGAGAUAUCUCGAGACAUACUUGCUCUAGGGCUGCAGGUCCCGCACAUCCAGCAGGCCGGCACCGCCACUCCUCCUCCCUUCAUGCCCGGCGAAGAAGACGCGGACGGCGACCGCGGCUUUGGGGCCAUCCCGGCCUCCGCCGCGGCCAUCGCGGGCCUCAAAGAGCACAGGUACGACGGGUCGUCCGGAGGUGACAGCAUGUGCGUCAUCUGCAUGAGGAGCUACAAGAAGGGCAGGAGGCUCCGCGUGAUGCCGUGCACGUAUAAGCAUCGGUUCCACGGCAGGUGCAUCAGGGAGUGGCUGUCGCGGAGCAACAUGUGCCCGCUCUGCCGCCAUGCGCUGCCCACGGCGGACGCGGAGCAAGGAGGAGGAGGCGGCGUCCAAAGGAGAGUGCUAGUAGUGCGGGUGAAUGUGAAUCCGUACUAG